AUGGAUGAAAACGCUCCUAAGCAGGAGCUCCAAACCCUCACGUCGGCCGAUCGCAUCCGACAGCUAAAUGAGGUCGAUAAGGAUGUCACUAGAUUAAUCCAUUCCGCGGGACUAGCAAUUCAAGCUCUCACCAACGCCAAACCGGAUUCUUCCUCCCCCGCACCAGACGGAUCACUAGACUCGCACAAGACGCGAUUCAAAGAAGCGACGGCUCAAUAUUUCGCGCUAUUGUCCUCAAUUGAUGUUCGUCUACGUCGUCAAGUCUAUGCAUUGCAGGAAGCCUCUCUACUAGGACGGGAGACAGCCUCGCGUGCAGGUGAUAGCAAGUCUAGUCGAAAUGAUCCAAGUGCGGGCGCUGCAACUGUUGCCGAGAAUCCGCUUGAUAUCAGUUGGCUCAAUAGCCGGAAGGAUACAGUUGGGAAGGACAAGGAGGCUGAGUUGUGGGCUGCUGCUCGGUCUUUUGUUGAGCAGUUGGACAAGCCAGCCAAUGACACGGACAACAUGCAAUUGGAUUGA
Molecule: messenger RNA, 516 nt
Organism: Penicillium soppii
Lineage: Eukaryota; Fungi; Ascomycota; Eurotiomycetes; Eurotiales; Aspergillaceae
Product: mediator of RNA polymerase II transcription subunit 11
Exons: 2
Coding region: 1-516 (171 amino acids)
Biological process (GO): regulation of transcription by RNA polymerase II
Cellular component (GO): mediator complex
Molecular function (GO): transcription coregulator activity
Source: RefSeq, a predicted model, not a curated record